AUGCUGCACGACAGCUUCGCGGGGAAGUCGGAGUUCAGGACGAUCAACCGGAGGCCGCUGGAGUCGUGCUUCAACCCGAGCCCGUACCUGUCGAUCGACGUCAGCCCCGGCGGCCCGCUCCCCGACGAGGCCUUCGUCAACGUCACCGUCGGCGGCGUCUACCGGCCCGACGGCUCGCACUGGGUCGCCAUGAUCACGCCUUCAAACUCCAGUGUUUCCGGAUGCCCUCUCAGCGGCGUGAACUAUGUCGAGACCGGCGACCUGGCGAAGCUCCCGCUCCUGUGCCACUACCCCGUCAAGGCCCAGUUGGUGAAAAGCGACCCGGACUAUCUCGGGUGCAGGAAGGCGGCCUGCCAGAAGCGCGACGGAUCGGGGGCCUGCAAGGUCCGGACGUGCAGUGCCACGCUCACCUUCCACGUCGUCAACUUCCGCACGGACGUCGAGUUCGUCUUCUUCUCCGACGGCUUCCAGACGCCCUGCGUCCUCAAGCGCUCCGGCGUGCUCCACUUCGCCAACCCCGCCAAGCCACUGCACGGCCACCUCUCCAGUACCGACUCCACGGCCACCUCGAUGAAGCUGACGUGGGUGAGCGGAGAUGGGAGGCCGCAGCAGGUUCAGUAUGCAGGAGGCAGCAGGUCCGCCGCGUCCGAGGCUACGACAUUCACGCAGAAGGACAUGUGCAGUGUUCACGUGCUACCGAGCCCCGCCAAGGAUUUCGGGUGGCAUGACCCCGGCUACAUCCACUCGGCCGUCAUGACCGGGCUCCAGCCCUCUCAGUCCUACGACUACCGUUACGGAAGUGAUUCUGUGGGUUGGAGUGACACGGUCAAGUUCAGAACCCCUCCGGCUGCAGGGUCAGACGAGGUGUCCUUUGUGAUCUAUGGUGAUAUGGGGAAGGCUCCACUAGACCCAUCGGUGGAGCACUACAUCCAGCCUGGAUCGAUCUCCGUGACCAAAGCAGUAGCCAAAGAGAUGCAAUCCGGGAAGGUCGACUCGAUCUUCCACAUAGGAGACAUCAGCUACGCCACGGGAUUCCUGGUCGAGUGGGACUUCUUCCUGCACCUGAUCAGGCCUAUCGCUUCCCAGGUCGCCUACAUGACCGCCAUCGGCAACCACGAGAGGGAUUAUGCAGGGUCUCAUUCCGUGUACGUCACCCCGGAUUCGGGCGGUGAAUGCGGCGUCGCGUACGAGUCCUACUUCCCCAUGCCUGCCGCUGGCAAGGACAAGCCGUGGUACUCCAUCGAGCAAGGGAGCGUCCACUUCCUCGUCAUGUCCACCGAGCAUCCCUGGUCGGAGAAGUCGGAGCAAUACAAAUGGAUGGAAAAAGAUUUGUCCUCGGUUGAUAGAACGAGAACGCCGUGGGUAAUCUUCAUCGGGCAUCGACCAAUGUAUUCUUCGAAUCUGGGUAUACCGACCAGCGUGGACCCGGACUUUGUUGACUCUGUUGAGCCACUCUUGCUCAAGAACAAGGUGGAUUUGGUUUUCUUCGGCCAUGUGCACAACUACGAGAGGACCUGCGCAGUCUACCAGGGCGACUGCAGAGGCACGCCAAGGAAGGAUGCAAACGGAAUCGACACCUACGACAACAACAACUACACCGCGCCGGUCCAUGCCGUUGUUGGAGCAGCAGGGUUCAAGUUGGACGGCUUCUCUAUCAUUCGGCACAGCUGGAGCAUAUCAAGGGUUUCAGAAUUUGGCUAUGCCAGGGUGCACGCCACGAAGACCGACGUCUUGGUUCAGUUUGUUAACUCGAGCACGAUGGAGAUCCGGGACCAGUUUAGAAUUGUGAAAGGAGGAAGAUGAUCCAAUAACAGCUACGUACAGCUCAAAGCAAAUAACAGGAAGAUAGAACUAGUUUUCUUUUGUCUAUCCUGUACUGUAAAAACUAAGUAGACACACCCUGGGUUACGUUUUUUUAGUAAUAUUCAUAGCCUCUUCUAACUAUGUGUACGGUUUACUAUAGGAUUUGUACAAAGACUUGUUCCUUACAGACCAAUUUUAUUCCUUAGAUACCCACUUUGGUGAAAUCCAUUUGUUGCCU
Molecule: messenger RNA, 2041 nt
Organism: Lolium rigidum
Lineage: Eukaryota; Viridiplantae; Streptophyta; Magnoliopsida; Poales; Poaceae
Product: probable inactive purple acid phosphatase 27
Exons: 13
Coding region: 1-1803 (600 amino acids)
Molecular function (GO): acid phosphatase activity; metal ion binding
Source: RefSeq, a predicted model, not a curated record